Messenger RNA from Mya arenaria, 4469 nucleotides. RefSeq lists its product as uncharacterized. NCBI's taxonomy places the organism in Eukaryota, Metazoa, Mollusca, Bivalvia, Myida, Myidae. The record is from RefSeq and is a predicted model, not a curated record. The transcript is spliced from 13 exons. Bases 136 to 3807 code for a protein of 1223 amino acids.
CAAACAUUAAUUUAUUUCAAUCUUACAAUCAUGAAAAGUGUUAGGCUUCUAAUUAUUUCGAAUGCAACAUGGAGAUCGCUUAAAUAAUGUAAACGGAAUUAUUUUGUGCGUUGCAACAGUCACCCACGAUAAACGAUGGGACAAGGAAAAUCAAAGCCAAUCCGCGUAGUCGUUAAUGAUAACACAGUGGUUGCAAACAAUUUAGAACAGACGAAUGUGGACAGCGAUGACGUCAAUAACAACAAAGAUACGCUUGGAGUUGCGACGGAGGAAGGUAAUUAUCCGGCAGCGAAGCCCCCGCCAUACUCGACAAAAUCGAAACACUCUGACAAUAAACAACGACCUGACAAACUUGCUGUCGUCGAUGAAACUACAUCCAUUGACGAUGAUCAAUUGUCUAAAAUAAAAGCUAUGCACGUGCCAGUGGGAGCAAGUUUUCAGAAGAUGGUUCGUCAAAAAAAGGAGCCAGAUCCACUUGAUGUCGCAUAUCCUGAAACGCCGCACAUAAUAAGGUCGGAGCCAUACUCACAUGAUUUUGGUGACCCGAGGUGGUUGUCUCGACCUGCCUCGAAAUCGCUCACGUUAUCAAGAACCGAGCUCAAGGCCGCCGACACAAGAAUUGGUCGACUCCAUUCAUCAAAGAAAGACAUAAUGUUUGCGGAAAGGCUAAGGCAUGAGAUGAGAGUUGUACAAAGUAUUGUUACCAGAGAUACAAGUAUUGCCCCUCAUAAAGGCCAAGUCAGACGGUUCAAUUUUGAAGCAGCAAUGAAUCUACACAACCAUUUUCAAAACAUUGAAGACACACUGGCGGAAGAAGCUGCCGAAAAGCACAAAGAUCAUAGGGCAGAGACCUACGAAAGCCUUGUAGAUGAUUUGACAGGACAGUUUCAAACUGAAAGUCUGAAGGUUAAGACAAUACUUGCAUGGAUCAGCAAACAGGGUAUUGGAAACUUCCAGUUUACAACUGUGCCCCCUCCUGACACACCAAACGGCUAUAUGCGGCUCAUUCAGGAUGACCUUGGGACAUAUCCCGUGUUUUUUGCUCUUCUCUGCAGAGCAGCUGGUAUUAAAUGUGCAAUAGUCAACGGUAUAUCAAAGGGCUCGUCUUAUGAAGUUGGGAUGAUAGAAACUAGCGGCCUACGGAACUCCUGGAAUGCUGUUUUUGUCGAUGGCAGCUGGCAGUUGGUGCACCCUCUUUGGGUUUGCAAAGGUAUUGCACGACAGAAGCAAACAGCUUUGAUUUCGUUGGAAAGAGACUCUGAACGUGAAUCGUCUGCACAUGAACAAACAAUGGCAGUUCAGUCAUUUAACCAUUAUUUCAUAUUCACAAAUCCGACCGAAUUUGUAUACAGGAACCUACCAGACGAAGAAAAAUGGCAACUUUUGGAAAAGCCUAUUUCUGAAGAUGAUUUUUUGGAAAAGUCCUACAAACGGCCGCCAUUUUUCCAAAAUAAUCUCACUUUACUCAGUGAAGACAAAUGUGUUCUAGAGUCCAAUUCAGGUGAUCCAGUUAGAAUCAAAAUAGGUUUCAAAAGAAGCAAAUUGUCUGAUGUAACAUUUGGAUACCAUUUGUGUGCCUAUUUAGAUAAAAGUAUUGAAAACAAUAUGCAGGAAAACACUGAGGUUGAUGAAACAGUUGAAAAGAAAUAUGUUCUUGUUGAUAAGGAAGGUAGUUGUGUAACAUUUGAAGUUCGAUUCAAUCAUCCAGGUGUUUACAAAAUGAAACUGUAUGGUGGAUUAUACUCAGAAUAUGGCAAUAAUCCUCCCUGGAUUAUGGAUGUUAAACUUGUCUGCAAAGAUGUGCAUGACUGGUCCAUUCCUCUUCCAUUAGAACCACCUCUCGUCGGUUGGGGACCUGGGCCUUCCACCCAACAGCUUGGAUUUUACGUUCCCUCUCACAUCGGUAGCGUAAUUUUUGUUUCAAAAAGUGAACCAGAAUACAUGUAUUUUGUUCUUCAACAACCUGCAGACGUGAUUAUUGAGCUUCUGCAUAACUCUCGGUCUAGUGAUGAACUAAGUCAAUUUGUAAACUGUGAAAUUGAAACGAAGAACGGUGUGUUCUUGUUGAAAACUGUGAUAACUUGUCCUGGAAAUGGCGAGUUUGCUCUUCGCAUGGACGUUAAAGUGGGGAACAGGCUUGUCAAUGUUUGCAAUUAUGUUAUACACACUAGAAAGGAACGACAGCAUGAGCCCUACUACCGCCGAAAGGCACGGGGCAUGAUUCUAGACGCAAUGAAAGAAUGUGAUCUGCCUGUGCUCGAGAAGGCUUUAGACGCAUGCGAACGAUUUGAUCUUCCAAACACUGACCCAGAUGUAAUAGGAGCACGGAUGAGACAUGAGUUCCUGUCUUGCAAAAAAGAGCUCCAUGUUGCUCUUCUGGUGAACCGGAUAGAUGUCUCAGAGCACGCCCUCUACGCGACCAGAAAUGCAAAUUUGGACGUCCUGUUCGCAAAAGAGAUCAGGAAGGUGGAGGCACAUUUAAAGUUCCUCAUGCAACUUGAUGAAGGAGGAUGGACCGUUGAUAUACCGGAUAUUGACCGCCAAACUCUGGUUGAACUUAGCCAGUUACGAUCGCCAAAAAUAGAGAUUCGCCUUGUCCUAGUGGCCAUGUACAUGCUGCUUGGAAUCGACGAAUCUUACUUACGGAACUGGAAAAAUGUGCAGCGUUUACUUCGUGAUCAGCAAUCGACCCUCGUCGAAAUGGCUCGGCUUGAAAAGUACAUUGAGAUGGACGAAGACAAUUGCCAACCCGUUAUUGAUGUUUACACUGUUGAACGAGUGAAUGCCAUUAUUGGGUACUACAGUGAGGACCAAAUUCGCAAAGUAGACAACACAUUGUCCGUCUACUUCCGAUGGAUCAGUGGUAUACUACAAACCACGAAAGACAUGUAUAAAGAACGCAACAUUAUUAUUGGCGACCCUGAUCUCGAGUCUAGGGUGUUAUCGUCUAUUCUGAUUACUCCGACAUCUACUCCGUCGAAAAAAUUACAGCAAGAGCAGUCGCAGGUGCCUGGUACAUCGAAGAAAAACACUAACGUGCCGACAGAAGUACCAAAAAAAAAAAUACACACAGCCAAUAGAAAACAGUCUUCAAGACUUGUUGCUUCCAGUUCUGGGAAGGUUUUGUACAGGACACAUAAGGAAUCUUUGAAUGAAAAUGAAGACUUGCACAAUAAUGUUAAUCGUCAGAGCUCUGCAGUUUCCGAUGACUUUUUUGACGAAGAGGAUAAAGCCUCUCGAAAAUAUUUGAAGGUAAAUUCAAGACAGUCAACUGCAUACCCAACUCCUACUUCUACGGCUUUAUCUGAAAGAAGAGAACAUUCUCGGUUAUUAACGGCAAAGCUUAGUAACCGUGUACUAACAGCAAGAGCCAGUGCACUGAAUGAAAGGGGAGCGCCCUCGAGAUUCCUAGCCACUCCGGGAUACCGAGAAUCGAACCACGAUCUUACGAGUGUUAUUGAACGCUCUACUUCGAUUUCUGAUCGUAGACAACUGAGACAAUCCUUAAAGUCAUCAUGGCAAGGAAGACGUACUGGAAAUUCAUGCAGUGGUCAUGAAAAUUAUGAUGUGCUUCAACUUGUUCAAAAUAAUGGGUUACAACUUAAUCGAUCACAGUCGAACAGAACCUUAGAUGAGGCCGAACCAAGCAAUGACACUCGCAAAGAAAUGGGUCUUAAGUCAUCGUUUUCGCAAAGGGAGUCUCGAAUAUCUCAACGAUCGAAAGUUGUAAGUGCUAAAUCAAACACAAGAGUUGUUGAAAACAAGAAUAUUGCGAGGACUGGAACUGUAACUUUAGACAGAAACUAAGACGAAAAACUCUUGAUACGAUAUACAUGAAAGUGUACAUGCUUCAAUGAAACUUUUACAAAAACAUGUUAUUCGUUUCAAUGCCAGUUAGUAGGAACUACCAAUUGUGUGUAUACAAUUCAUUGUGUGACUGUGUAAAUUGUAUACUAAUUACAGACUGUAUUAAAAUUAAAAUAUCUGUGAUCAUAGAAUGGUUGGAGAAAAAGGAAUUGUCCAGACAAGUGCAUUUGCUUAUAUAAGUUAUAUAUCUAUAAGCUGUAUUCGUAUCCUUUGUAUUGUGCCUGCUUGUUGCGCAUUUCAAAUCAGGUUGCUGUACAUAUAGCAUUAUUAAUUUUUGGAUAAAAGGAAAUCUUUAAAUGAGAGAUGACUAUUGUAAGUGUCAUGUUAUACAAUUUAUCUGCAAUUCUAGUUAAUGCAACGUUAAAAUUAUAAUUUUACCUGUAUUCCAAACCCAGAGUAAAACUUAGACUCCCUUUAGAAGAAAGAAAGAAAGAGCCGUUCAGAUAUUUUCUAAAAACCGCACGAGUUUGGCUAGGAAAGUUUGACCAAAUGUCAUCCCUAACAUGCACUAAGUCAUGGUCAGACCCUCGGAGAAAAUCACCUGUUAACAGUUCUGGUAACAAAAGUGCGAUUAACAGUUCUACUUUGUUUGGUAAUAAACU